Molecule: messenger RNA, 15652 nt
Organism: Bombus pyrosoma
Lineage: Eukaryota; Metazoa; Arthropoda; Insecta; Hymenoptera; Apidae
Gene: wge
Exons: 23
Coding region: 2228-9892 (2554 amino acids)
Molecular function (GO): chromatin binding
Source: RefSeq, a predicted model, not a curated record
UUAAAUGCUUAAAUUGUCCUAGUUAUGGGUUACGUUGUGAAAGAAAGUUACCAAUAUUUAGCUGAUACAUACCUAAUUGCAUACUUAGUUAUAUUAUAUAUUAAAUUCCUUAUUUUAUUGCUUUCAUCACAUUAUUUCCUGACAUACGAGAGGCAUAUUGUAAUUUUCCAAGGAAAAAGAAUCAUACAAUUUUCUAAAGUAUUAACUUUUCAUGUUUAAUAUUACGAAACGCGAUAACAUUUUGAUCAUUCCUAUAUAUUUCGAUACGUUUAAUUCAAAUUCGUAUAUAAAUAAGCGUUCAAUUCGCAUCCUUUAAUCUGAGAAAUACAACGUCAAGGAGAAAUCAAAAAGAGCAUUCGAACAUAUAGCAUACGUGUUUAUCGCAGGCAGAAUUUAUCUGUACAUAUUUGUUUGCUGCAUUCACAUUCAAAGUUGAUAAAAGAUUAUUCAUUCGAACAUUUAUGUAUUUUUCAUUUUGUAAAUUAUAUUCCAUCGCAAUUCAAGUUACAUUUAUUUGUUCAAAUAUUUCACAUAUUAUUAAUUUACCUUUUUCAUUGUUAUUUCAUUUACAGUUGUUCUCUUAAAUACUCAACGUAAUAUUACAUAUAAUUUUUCUUGAUCAGGUUGUACGUACUUCAAAAAAAGCGCGCGAGAAUAUUCAAGUUGCCCGAACGCACUUUAGGGGACUAACGGAGUCCUUGUGAAGUCCCGAAAAAAAGAGGCGCGACCAAAGGAGGUGUAAACAGAGUGGAAGGCGUGGCAAUGGGCGUAACCUUCGAAACGUCCACUACCCUUCUAGGCGUUUCGCCAGUUAGCUGUUAAGCAUGGUAGUGGGGGAGACGGCAUCGAACCCAGCUAGCUGCAGUCACAAUUCAACCGCUCGAUGGUGAGUACGUUAUAAUGCGCCGCGUUACGGGUAGAUCUCCUUUUACCGGAAACGAAGGAGAUUACUUGUCCGUCGAUUGAAUCUUGACAUAUGUAUACGUGAUAUUUUGAAACGAGUUACACGUCGUUCCACUUAUACGGAAAUAUCAACCAAUGUAAAUUUUCUCAGUGCGUGACCGAACGAACCUGUGAACGUGACGACAAAACUUCGUUUAAUAAAAAUGCAAGCUUAUUGAACGUUUGGAAAAAGUGAUUCGUACGUUGAUCGGGUAUCAAGUGGAUCGUUGCGUGUGUUUAAAAAAUUCUCGAGCUACCGAUCGAAUGCAAGGAGAGCCGCUAGGUUUGUUAGGUUGCACAGCUUUAAGCCGGCCGGCGCCCGCAUUAAAGGGAAUAUAACCGAAGCGUGUAAGUCACCGGAUUCCGUUUCGACUAUCGUUGUGUUGCGAGUUGCGACUCUUCUCCGAUUCGAAUUUACUAAUCGAAUGUCUGUAUCGAAUUGUCCAUGUUCUUAUCGAUAUCUUCGCGGUCUUUAUGCAAGCGAAGUUCGAGAAAACGCUAACAGUGUCGAAAUGAGUACCUUGCUUCGAUACGAACUGAGGAACUUCAAAGAACUGUAAGAAUUCUUAUUCGCUAAAUAUUUAGAGAUAUUCGUUGAAAAUGUAGCUUUUCGUGGUUCGUAAUCCCAAUACCUUCUUUCGACAGAAGGACGACAAUGCCAAACGAAGAUCCAUCUCCAUAAAUAUUUACCUGAUUUGUCCUAUGUUUAUUACUUCAUCUCGCUCGGUUCGGUUUUCGAAAGUAUUAAGUUUUUAUCGUCGCGGUUCGAUUAAGAGAUAUUUGAUACGUGAAAACGGACAUUCUUGCUAUUGGCUAUUUCCAACGAUUUCGGGUGUUCGAGAGAGAUCGCGAGAGCCAUGUUCUUUGUUUUGGAGUGAAUGUGCGGAAGUUAUACGAACUUUGUUUACUGAUUUUGUUGUUUUGCUUGUUGCGUAUCUAUAAGUGAAACUCGAUGUCGCGAAGUGAAUAGUGAACAAACGAGUGAAUUACGGUGGUGUGUUCGAGUCGGAAUAAGAAUCAUAACAGGAGUAACGACUUCCGACGGCUCCGUUAUUACGACUUGGUGUCUUUGAAGAAGCAUGAUUUUUUGAACGGAUACGUCUUUUUCUUGGAGACAUCUCUCCAGGAUGUCCAGAACCUGUCUUUACGGAGCGUUCGUAUAGUCGUCACAGUGGAGUUCUGCUUAAUCGCAGAAUCUACGAACGAUCUCGUCACUGCGGCGAACAGCGCGCUCUUAAUCCUCUAUAAUCUACUGUAACAUUCAGCCUCGGGAGGGGGAGGUUCGAUGUUGGUCCCUCCCGUGGCCCAAAGUGGGACUGGGGAUCGUCCCGUGGGCGACACGGGUGCCCGGGCCCAACAGACGUCCGGCCCUGCCGCGGCAGCAACCCUAUGGCCCUUAGCACCUGCACAGUCCAAUCAGGUUCCGAACCAGCAGUCUCAGGCUAUUCCACCCCUGGCCGCCACUCCCGCGCCGACUCACAACCAAGGUGUGAGUCGUUACGGGCUAUACUCGUUAUUCCCAGGGGGUGGCGGGGGCAGUUACGUCGCUGCCACUCCCACCACCCCUGGACCACCCACACCUGCGCGAGCUUACCACGCGACAACACACAAGGAACGAACAGUUUCAGAGAGCGUGUUUUCCGCCGCCGUUGGAGUUGGGGUGGGUGGCUACACCUGGGGUGCUCCCACGCCACCCCCUGGCUCACCCUACAGUCCCGUGCCCGUGACGCAGCUCGAGUUGCUGGCCAAGAAUUUGGCUAGUUUGGCUCCUCCGGGUCAACAAGCGCUUAGUCUUCAAGGUGUUGGUGUGAACGUAGGCAGCUUGCAUCACGCUCAGCACACACAGCAUACCCAGCACACGCAACAUACACUAAAUCUGACUGGUCUUCAUCAUCUUCAUCAUGGAGGCUUGCACCAGAACACAUUUUCCCCACAACUGUCUCUGGUGACCGGGAACGCGCCAACGCUGACGAUCAACAGCUUCUCGUCACCGAAUUCGACAGGGAAUGUGGUACCAACGACGGGAGUGUUGCUCCAGGAGUAUCAGUCGCCGACAGGUUCGACUACCGGAUGCUCGGUCACUGUGAACGGCACUUCGUGCCCUACGAGCUCGACCUCGAGCGCGAUGGUGGUGCAGGGUGGCCAGAAUGGCAACCAGGUUGUCCAGGCCACUGGCAAGAAACGAGAGGCCUUCCUAUCGAGUCAAGGUCAGCCGGUGAAACUGGAGAACAAAUCGACGAGGCAGCCGUGUGUUUGCAGAAACAGCAACGGAAAGACAAAGGCGGUGCAUUCCGACGCAGGCUGCAGCAGAACGUUGCCAGUCGCCUCGUCUUGGAACGGACAGGAUGCAAACUGCAAUGGCAAUAAUAAUGGGGGUAACAGCUUGGUAAAGAGGGAACCUUUGGCUUCGGUGCCUUGUCAGGUUGCCGAAGUUUCAACUUCUCUUCAUGCUACCACCACUUCCGUGAAAAUCGAACCUGUCCCACCGAAAUCAGAAAAUGGGAUCGUGGUGUCGAAUGCAGGAACCGGUGGUGUUCCGGUUGGGAUCGCGGUGGCCAGGCAAAGACUGCAACAUCAGGAAACAUCCACUUCGAUGCGCAAUGUUUCCCUGAGUCAUCAUACCUCGCAUCACGCGAGCUAUCAUCACUUCCAGCCCGACAAUCUGGGUUCGAGCACGGCCAUGGCGGUAGGCGGCGCGACCCUGGUGCAUUGCGGAGGACCUGGAGGGGAGGACAGACCGGCCCACCUUGCCAUUCCCUCGGGAGCCCUGGCACCCUCGUUGAACGCCGCUCUUGGAUCGAGCCUAAAUUCCAGCCUGAAUUCCAGCCUAAAUUCCACGCUGGGCAGCAUCGGUGCGGCGGCGAGCGCGGCAACCGCCGCCACGGCCGCGGCCACAGCCGCAUGGCCGCCAACCUUAUGGCAGUACCCCGCGGCGGCCGCGGCUGCUGCAGCUGCAGCUGCAGCGAUGCCAAUGGAACCAGUUGGUUUUCCCCAAAUGGGUGUUGGCCUCCAAGGUGGUUUACAGCUGGUUAGAGAUCCAAGUUCAGGCCACCUUCUUCUUAUCCAUGCUGCCGAACAAAUGCAACAAGCCGUGGUGUGGCCAAAUUAUUCGAAUCACAAUAACGGAAACGUCGCGCCACCGCCUCUCCUUCUUCCUCCUCCGCCGCCUUCGCUUCAACUUCUUAGCGACAUUGGAGGCGCAAGGCUAGUUCUUACGGAAAGUAAGAGGAAACAGCAAAGCACUUUGCCUAUCGUGAAAAUAGAGGCGGAUUGCGGCACCAGCCCUACGACCAUAAUCACGUCGACAGAAUCAACGAAGGCGUUGCAGACCGUAACUUCGAUGACUGGAACUCUUGUACCAGAUGCACCCCUGGUGACCACGCUACACUAUUACCCACAUGCGCCUGCAUUAGUUCAAAUCAGCCAGGCCGAACCAACACACUGCAGAUCUCAACGAAAUUCGUUUCUGUCGAAGGCGACCUCACCGGUCUCGUGUUUAACGCCGCCACCAGAGGUGACAACGAUCCACGCGAUCGAGCAAGCGGAAGUAGCGCCGAUAGUAGGCGUACAAGACGCAUCGAAUCAGACAGACACACCAGAAUCCGAGGAUCAGGAGCAAUCCUUGAUCGAGGCAUCCGUUAAACAGGAGCAAAGUUUGAGUCCCUGUCAACUACAGAACUCGGCUAACCUAACCACUACCACUACCAAUUUGACGAAUUUGACCAACUUCGAGAUCGUUGCUGCGUCACCGGAGAAGGUGUGCAACGUCGUUCGAAUAACCACCACAACAACAACCGUAAAUCCAGCGGUUUGUAGCAUAGUGGGUAAAGUGGACAAAGCAGAAAAUACUGUCAUCAACAUGGCAGAUUGCCCGAAAUAUUCUAUCACGAAGGAGUGUAGAAGCGUGACGUCGAUCGAUAGAACGAUCGAACACGUGGUUACACGGCAAAUUGAUCGGGAACAUGAUGAUAGAAAUCAUAUAGAGGAGGAAGGCGAACAACAGUUUGCCGAGGAUAGGAUAUCAUGCCGAGAUGUGAGAACUGGGCCGAGAAUUAUUGAAAUAACCGAAGAAAAUUGCGAUAGUUUUCAUGAGAAUUUGGAAUUCUUUGGUCGAAGACGAGAUCAUUCCUUGGAUAAACUUAGAGACAGGAAACAGAAUUACGCGCAGGAAACUGCGGAUGCUGAACAGCAGAAAGAGGUGGAUACAAAGAUUGCCGAUGAAAAGUGCGAAGCCGAAUUAUCUAAAUCAGAUGAAAUGUCAAUGACUGAGUUACACAGACAUGCAAAUCCUUCGGCCGAAAUGCCGGAAAUCAAUCAAAUUCCAAAACUAUCGCAGAAUCCGAAAGAAUCAAAAGUGGAUAUCGAUCCGAAUUACGAAAGUUGUGAAAAGAGUCAAGAGUCAAGAUCGCAGGCAACCGUUUCGCGUCCACAGAUCAUUGUAAAAUCGUUCGAUAUGCCGAACAUCGAUUGUGAUGAACAGGGGGUCGAACCAAUCGUGAUAAAGCAGGAAGCAGAUGAAACAAUGUAUGAAGAUUAUUCAUACAGAUGUGAAGCGAUAUCAACCACGGUAUUGCCAAAGUGUCAGGACCUGUCCAAGAGGCACAUUGUUGAAAAGUCUCAUCCUGGAAUCGAAAACGUGGUGGAGAAGUUAAAAAAGAACGCAGCUGCGGCUUUACAGGAGACGAUAAGCCAAAAAGUGGACGACUCGAAGGAUAAGAACGCAGAAAAUCUUCGUUCGAGGAAACAUUCAGAAACCAUACCGAGAAGAUUAGAAAACGGGUUUAAAAAACACAUUCUGAGAUCCUGCGAAAACGCUCAAUUUAUGGAAAACUACGAAGUGGCACGAGAACUUGUAUCUUCUUCGGAAAAUGCUUGUUCGGCUAAAGAUUCUCAGGAUGUACCUAAUUACGUAACGACAGCCGAACAUCCUUGUGAUUCUCCUACUAAUAGUAAAUACCCCCUGCCCAGAAACUACUUCUUGAACAAUAAUAACAGCAACGACGCAAGAAGUAGUAAUGAUAAUAUGGAGUUAAACGACGAUAAAGAACGUGUCGUGAAAAAGGAGAAUGUCUCGCCGCUCGAGGUCCGUGAAGUGGAAAUUCAAUGCACAGACAAAAACGCGGUUACACCUAAAAAAGGAAAAUUUGAAUCGCUAGAAAAAUCGUUUGCCUUGAAUGAAACUCCAAAAUCUAGAUUAAUGUUCAAUUCUAAAUCGAGACCUGUUGAUAUUAGCGGAUUGGAAUUGCUCUCAAACAGUAUUGAGGAGUUUCAACGCUUGAGGUCAGGUAAUAGAAGAGCUGAAUUAGAGAGAUCGGCCAUCAGGGGCAGGGUAAUUUUUCCUCUGGACGAUAUUCGCAACAACAACGAGAACAGCCCUUUGGGUGUGUUGUGCGCUCUAGCCGAGCAAAGAUUUAUGGAGGAAGUAGGGGAUAAAACUUCCCGGAAGUCGAAUCUGGAGAGUUCCGAGGAAAUAUCUCAUGCUGGUAGAUUACUGCUGAACCUGGGCAGAGCGAAUGUCCCAGAAAAUGGGACAAAUACAUUUGACAAAAGAAAGUAUGUGCAAGAAAAUUUGGAAAAUUGCGAGAGCCUCAAGAGGUUCAAAACCGAUGGCAAGUUGGAAGAUGAAGAAUCUAAAUACGACUCGUAUUCCGAAGAUGGCGAUUAUGUUAAUCGAUACGAUGAAAGUGAGCCACAAGAAAUUGUAUGUGAAAUCGUUGACAAUACAAUGGAAAGCAUAGAUUAUGCUGAAGAAAACGAUAUUUAUAUCGACGACGAAGAAAAUAAUGCAUUAGAAGACGCUCCCCUUGGUACUAGUAGUCCUUGCAAUAAUGUAAAUUACGAAAGAGAAGAGGACUUUGAAGAAUAUGAAAGAAUGGCAUACGAACAGUAUCACAUGAGUGAAACUUAUAGCAGCAAGGGAUCUGUUGAUGAUAAUAUAUCGGAUUCUGAUGCUGAAAUGGACGAUGAAAAGAUGUGUGCGAAUGAUAAAAUGGAGGAAAACGAUGAAGAUAGCAAAUAUGAAGAUAAAAAGCAUAUCUUGGGAGAUCACCGAGAUUGUCACGAUUAUAGUAAUUUGCAAGCGAAACUCGACGCGAAAAAGUUUAUCGCUAGAAAAGGCCACAUUGAUAAUGACGCAGAAUGGCCAAAUAUGGAUGCUAUGGAACUUGACAUGAGAGUCAGGUUGGCUGACAUUCAAAGACAAUAUAGAGAAAAGCAGAAGGAAUUGUCUAAAUUGAUCCCGAAGAAAGAUGAAAAGAAAAGUCCUGGAAGACCGCGCAAGAAGAGUCAUUCUUCUAGUUCUGAUCACGGUCUCCAUACAUCGCCACCGACAUUAGAAUCGACGUCUUCACCCCACAAAUCUCCAUCGCAAUCGUCCGAUGGCGCCUCACAGCCAUUAGCUUCAGCUGUCCUAUCUAUGCCAAGAUGUAACGUGAAUUUAGUAAAACUAGGUGAACAAAGGAGCCACAUUAAAUUAUUAGAUAGCAUACCAAGUAUUCCCAUGUCCGUGCCACCAGUUGCAUCGCCAAUCACCGUACUACCAACAAACAAAUUGCCGCAAGAGGACAAUGAGAAAAACGCAAGACCGAUCUCUGACAAAUGUGUGCAACUUGGAUAUGAUACAUCAUCUCCAGCACCUACUAUCGCGAGUUCUAGUUCGGCAUCGAAGAAACGGAAGGUUGGUCGACCCAGGAAAUUAAUGUGCUCAUCCGGAGGUGUCAGACACCUUACGGAAACGAUAGUUGCUAAGAAACCUAAGAGCAAAAGUUCUUUGGUGGGCUACCUUUUGUCGAAGAAUAGGCAUCUUCAAACAAAAUACCUGGGAAAAAGUGGAUACACUCCAUUACCGUUCAAGACUGGGUUAUCUUCCAUGAAAUCCUCUUCCAAGAGUCACAAAUCGACAAAAUCGAAGCCGAAACCAGCGAAACAAACUCCCUUACACAAUAAGAAUGUGAUCAGCUCGAUUAUCGCGGAAAAGGCAAAAUUAAGUCAAGAAGUUAAAUUGGAUAAGCAAAGUAAGAUAAAGCCGAAAUUGAAAGCUGAAGCGAAGGUGAAGACGUGGGAGGAUGACGAAACCAGCAGUGUCACGGAAAAUAUAUUGCCAGAAUCCAUCGCGGAGGAACCAGUGAAGGAAAUCCCAAUGGACACGGCCGAACCUGCCGAAAACGAACCCGAGAAAAGCAAACACGAGAAGUCGAAGAAGAAAAAACGGAAGUCCAGUUCGUCAUCGCCAUCGCGACAUAAGUUGAGCGAUCGAGACAAGAGAGAAUCAAAACGUCGAAAGUCGCUCGAGUGCAAAGAGUGCAAGGAAUGCGCAAAGGCUGCUCGAGCGGAGAAGACGGAGAAUGUGAACAAAUGCAAAUUAACGUCUGCGCACUUGGCUAUAGACCAGUUGAGGGUCUUAACUGCGAUGGGUGGUCUAUUUUACGCUGGAAGACUGAGCGCGGUUCAGGCGCCUGACGUUUAUGCGAUCACGCUGGACGGCGAACGGGGCAACAGGCCUCACAUCCAUUCCAGAGAAGAGAUUCUACGAGACGCGAUCGUCGAGGUCUGUCCCACUUCCACGAAAGAGCUACCGCCUGGCACGAGAUUAUGCGCCUACUGGAGCCAGCAAUAUCGUUGCUUGUAUCCGGGUACCUCGGUCGAACCAUCGGAACCUGACCCUGAGCUCGAUGAGAAGUUUGUUAGCGUGGAGUUCGAUGACGGGGAUAGUGGCAGGAUAGCUUUGGAUGAUAUUAGACUGUUGCAGCCUGACUAUCCUGUUGUUGAAUAUGAUCCCAAUCCCCUGUUGUCGUUGGGAAAACGUCGACGACAAACGUCAAUGUCGACGGAGGAUAAACGCUCUUCCAGUAACAGUCAACCUUCUACUUCCACGAAUGCGAAUAACGCGUUGCCUCCUGUUUUAUCUACAACGAGUUGUUACGUUUCUCCGUCUGACGCACAGUCCCUGGAUCGACAGAAGGUGGACGACGUAGAUACAAAAGUCUUGGAAGAAUAUCGCGAAAGGAAACGAAUGAAGAAAAGGAGAAGGGACAAAUUGAAGAGAUUGCAGGAGGCUCAGGAAGGGAAGAAGAAGCACAGAAGGCACAGAUGUUGCGAAGAACACAGAAAGCACAGGCAUAGAAAACACCGCAAACACAAGCACAGACAUAGUCAUCACAGCAGUCACAGCGAUGGAAGUCAUAUUAGCAGUGGGGAAAGUUGUUGCGGGCAGAAGAGCGAAGAAGAACUGCCCAAGGAAACGGUAGCUACAGUGGAAUGCGAAAACAAAGUCGAGGAAGAGCCAGUAAUGCAAGAAGAGGUAGCUCCGGAACCGAUCAAAGAACCCGUUCGCGAGGAGAAACCCGAGAAACCCGAAAAACCCGAGAAACCCGAGAAACCGAAGAAAACGGACAAAAAAUCGAAAGUGCGUGAACGACAAGAAUCGGUGGAAAGUCGAAGCAAAAUGGCAGCUUUCUUGCCAGCGAGACAAUUGUGGGGCUGGGCUGGAAAAGGUUACAGACGACCCGGUGCCAAGGGAAGAGCCAAGAAACAAUUCUUCCGAGCUAUUCAACGAGGUAGCGAGACGAUCCAGAUCGGUGACAGUGCGGUCUUUCUGUCGACUGGCAGACCCGAUAGACCCUACAUUGGACGCAUCGAAUCCAUGUGGGAAACUUCAAGUUCCAAUAUGAUCGUGAAGGUGAAGUGGUUCUAUCAUCCUGAGGAGACCGUGGGUUGUCCGAAGAAUUUGAAGUACCCGGGUGCCCUAUUCGAGUCCCCUCACAUGGACGAGAACGAUGUUCAAACGAUCUCUCACAAAUGCGAGGUGCUGCCGCUUCCGGAAUACACAGAGAAGCUGGGAAAAGAGCCGCACAGAUAUUUGACCAUAUACGAUAACAACGACAUUUACUAUUUGGCUGGAUAUUACGACCCCACGACGUACCUGUUGACCAUGCAGCCAGGGGUUGUUUGAGAACAGCUUAAGCUGACGAUUAGGUUAACUGGUGUUACUUAAUUGUUGUCAGCCAAUAAAAUAUUAUGCGAAAUUAUAUGAAACGCCAUGGCCGUUAACGCCGUAAUCGAAGCUGUUACGUCUGCCAGUUUUCAAAGAUUUGGAAACGAGGUGCGAGGAUUAGGAUUCACGUACGAUUCACGUACAUAGACGAACGAAUCAAACAUUCGUCGAUCCAGAGACAUUAGAGUUUUACACUGUGAAAGACGAGCACGUACAAUUUUGAAUCUUAGCUCGAUAAUGCGAUCGAUGACACAAGCUUUCAGAGAGGCAUUCAGAAUCACCACAAGGCACAAGCAUUAUUUAUUGUCACAAUGGACAAGAGAUCGUUCCCAUUUAUAUAUCGAUCAUAUCUUGUCUUUUUUUACGAUUAUUAUGUAUUGCAUAUAUUGUUACGAUCGGUUUCCUUUUGAUCGAGCAUAGAAUCCAUUCGAAUCUAUUUUCUCAUUUAUAUACAUUGUUUAUGCGAGAUAAUCAUUGUUGAUUUGAUAGUUUUUCAUUAAUAUUCUUGCGUCUUUCGCGUCGCUCACAGAUUCGACAGGGUUGUGUUUCAUUUUUGGUGCUGAACGAUGAAUGGAGUAUAUAUUUUCGUGAAUCGCGGGAUAUUGUUGUGACGGUAUGAUUCGCAUUUAAGCGAAACGCGACUGUUGUAUAUUUUUUCGAUGGAAUACGAGGCGAAACGUGCAAUGACAAAGUUGUAUCGCUGUUCUUCACAGGGAUACCUGAUUAUUUGUGCGUUAGCAUGAUAGAUAUAUACGAUGCACGUGGGUGGUGCAAUUUUUUCCAAGAUUUCUUAGGAUCCAAGAGCUUGUAAAUAAGAACCGAGAGAGUUUAAUAUUUACCGCAAAGAAUUUUCGAACCGGGAUAGAGGAGGAGGCUUGUGCCUUGUGUAUAACAAAGUUAAAUGAAACAAAAUGAAUAGCUUAAUUUUUUUGAUGCCUACGGGUUGCGUUUGUCGCUACUUGGAUCACAUUGGAUUUCACACCAAUCACAAUCACAACCAUACAUUGAUGAAUAAUUACAAAGAACGCAUAUACAUAGAAAUAUAUAUAUAUAUAUAUAUAAAUAUAUAUAUAUAUACUAUAUGUGUAUAGGACAGAUGCAAUAAAUUUAUGAGUGGCAUUAACGAGAAAACGCGAAAUCAACUAAGGAGAUAUUUAUAAAAAUCUGUUUUAUCGACUGUAAAUAGAAAAUACAUAGGAUAUAUACAUAUAUGUAUACUGUACAUAAACGUUAAGUGCGUAUAUAUCUGUAAGUGUAAAAUCAGAUGAUUAACCGUUAGACUAGUGUUAUAUAUCAUUGUCUAACCGCAAAAAUACAAUACAUUGUAUUGUAUAUACAAUCACACACUGUGAUUGUACUGGUAUUGGAAAACAAAAAAUCGGAAGAUUUUGUGCGAAUCUUGUAGCCCGAUCACGAAAAAUAACAAAAUUUCAAGUUGCGAGACGAAGUGGGGUGUUCUGCCAGUUCGAUUCUCGAGCUUUGAGACUUUCAUUGCUGUUUUAUUUAAUACUCUAGCGAUCGGCGUUUACAAGACGCGAUGUACUUAGAUUAAGAAUCACCUUCGCACGUUAAUUUCUUCAUCUUUCGAGUGUCGCUCACUUACUUCAGCGUUGUUCGUAAAUAGAAACUUAGGUUUUAUAGUGAUCCUUUUUAUGAUUCCAUUGAUAUAGAUAGAAAAAUCCGUAUGCACUUGUGACGAACAAUACAGGCAGUAUUCUAUAUUCAGAAUGAACCUUCUAUUCGAAAUUCUUGGCAAACAUUUCUUGAUGAAAGUAAAACUUUUAUUAUAAAAGAUAAAGUUCGAUGUAGAGUUUAAGUAAGAUGUUAGCAAGUUAGCACGAUCGACGAUUCUUCCUAAUUAUCUAUCUAUUACUGAAAUAUUCUUGUGUCGAUCGGAACUGCUCGCUUACAACAAACAAAAAGAUUUAACGUAUGAAGAAAAAUAUUGAUAUAAAAUUGAAAUGAGAAAUUACGUAUGUUAACGACAGUCGUUUCGUAUUUUUCUCUAAAUUCAAGAAAAUUUUUGCUCAUAGACAGACAUGUUGUAUCGAAUAUAAAUCAAUGGACGUAGAAGGGUUCCGGUAUUGAUUUUUCAUUCAAAUUGAAAAUUUUGACAGAAUGAUUAUUUCUCAGAGUAAUGCUAAUCAUUUAAACAUGUUCUUAAAAUAAAAAAUUUGUAACAAUUUGUAUUCUCCGUUUGAAGCGAAAAUUUGAUAAAUUAGUUUCAGCAAAGGGAUCAAUUACUACUUAAUGGAACAAGAAUUUUCAUUAAAUCUUUGUUGCUUAUUACCACAUAGAUACUCAACUGUCUGACGUUCUCUAUCUACGAUAGUAGAGACGAAAAGAAAAAAAAAAGCUUUUAUAAGCUUCGAAAUACAGGUUUCACGGCACUGAUACGUAUGAUAAGAUGGAGAGAUUGACGCGAGCGGACGUUCCACACUUUGUAUAUUUGUCUUUUUUUAUUUUCUCUAUACAAGAUAAGAGAUUCGAUGGAUCGCGGCGCUCGGAACGAUCGAAGCGUCUGAAGCAUCGAAUCCACGGCGAACCGUUGUCGCUGGUGAUACGAUAUAAGGUGCUACAUACAACGUUUUUGUUUGUUGCGAGCGCGUAUUAAACAAUAAGUUGACACUCGCGAAUAAUUUUUUCAUACUGUAUACGCGUUCAUUUUGCGAGCAUUACGCUAUUAUCCUAGAAUUAAGAUGUUUUUUUUUUUUUUGAUUUUUUAAUCGUUCUUUGUAUCUCUCCGCGGUAUUCGUUUCGUCGACAGAAAGAAAGGGAGAGCUGACCACUUUCGCCCACGAUUCUCGAUCACUUUAACGAUCAAAUAACGAUCGUUUCUCUUCUAAUCCGCGACAGAUCUUCGUAGAGGAACAUUAAUAACAGAUCCAUCAGAGACACACGUACGCAUAGCUCGGAUGGUGAUGGUACCAAUGACGCUCUUCGUCGAUCAGCAACGGAUCGAGUAAUCGCCGAUUUUUCGCCGAUUCUCGAUACCUUGGCUACUUAUUACGGGGUUAAAUGUGUGGUUUCCCGGUUCAGUCCUCUGGUUUCCCUUUUAAAAGAGGAUAACCACCCGCAGGGCGAGAAAAACACGAUCCUAGUACAAACUGCAGAUACAAUAAUUAUCAUGCAUUUUUUCUGCUGACGUCCAUAUUCAUAUGGGCGAGAUAUAACGGGAGAGUAAAGCGAACCAGAGUACUUACGUCGUGGCGCGUAUGAUUGUUCGCGUGUAAAUAGAUCACGUAAGCCGUACAAGGAUCGGCGAGUCGCCUGUCUUGGACACAAGCUGAUCGAUCUCCAUAGAUUUCUAUCCCUAGUGUACAUUCAUUGUUAUCGUCGUGCGUGCACGCUAGCACGCACAGACGUCGUGGUCGAAUCUUAAAGGUCACGACGAUCGACCUAUCCUCAGAUAGGUCUCACGCAGCGCGUGCAAUCUGUAUAUUGCAUAGUAUUUUUCCAUUAAGGUAGAAAACGACGAGGAAAAGGCAAAAGAAAAAAAAAAAUAAAAAAAAGAAAAGAUACCGUCGAUGAAUCGUUAUCCUACGAGCGAUCUUUGAUAUUAUUCGUUGACUCGAUGGUUUUCCAUUUUGAUGGUCCACAUUGUUCUCUCGAUGAAAGAUAUUCAAAUGCGUUAGACGGAAUGACAUGGGCGAGAAUGUACAUAAGUGAUGAAAGUGGAAGCAGCGGCAGAGAAAAGAAAAGAGAUUUUAGUCGAAUCAUUCUGAUAAACGUUCAGAGAAUAAAAGUGGAAUACAAAGAGAAAACCACGCAGUCGAUGAAACCGAUUGCGCGAAGGAGCGAACGGUUCUUCGUUCAGAGAUGUCGUUUCUUCGACGACGAUUUUUCCGAUGCUUCGAUUCUAUGAGGAGUAGCCUACCGGUAGACAACGUAGACGAGGCACGUUCGCUUGUAGAUUUGUAAAUAACGUAGACUUUAGGUAGAUCGAGGGAAAUGUCGGUGUCCUCGGUCGUUUUUUUAUACGUCCCCCCCAAAAGAAUCAAUUUCUUGGUCGUUGCAUUCGAUCCAUUUUGCUCCUCUACAUCAUCCAAUGUAUCUUCUUAUGAUAAUUGGAGAAUGGGAACAGAUCAUCGAAACGAUGCUGCGUUUCGCGUGAAAAAAAAAAAAAACGAGGAAACAAAAUGAAAAUGUACGAUAAUGACGAAAGUUAAUGAAAAAAAAGAAAUUUAAUAAAUGACCACUGUAUAUACACACGAUGAAUAAAGAGACGCCGACAUUUCGCGACGACACUCCUCUUUCUUUGAAUUCACAUGGAAUUGAGGCGCUUCUCGUUGAAGGCUACGGUCGUUUCUUGGUGGAAUAAAUCGAACGAACCACCGUAUAUCGACAAAUCGACUUAUAUCGCGUAAAGAUGAACCGCGAUGUGACGUUUCCUUCUCGAGGAAACGAGGCUUGCUUCGCUCCGACAGAUACGACGUUAUUUUCCUUGUCAUUUUUCGGCGAGACGAUUCAGAACGAGCGAGAGAAUCCGUACGAUUUAAGCGUAUACCGUUCCAGCUAGUCUAGCCGUUACGAUAAGGAUAGUUUGUAAGCGUCUGGUCAAGAUAACGGAUGAACGAGAAGUUCACGUCUCCGUUUAUAAAAGAACCGAAACAAGAAAUUUCUAUUGAGUUGGCAAUUAAGUGAUUGCGGAUUUUGCCAUUAAGUGGCAAUUUGUUAUUGCCACUUAAUGACGAAAUCCGCUGUCACUUAGUUACUCACCCAAUAUUUUUAUUUUAUAUAGAAUUUUUAUUAUCUUUCCAUAUAGAAUCUUUCUUAUUUUCUAGGCUUGUAAUAAAUUUGAAAUUUGCUUGUACAACAGUUUCCUUUGGAUUUCAUAGAGAGGUUGACUAGUUAAAAAGGGGACGUGAACGUUAUCGUGUAUCCGGUACCACGAAGAAGGAUCCCUCUUUCGUCACGUUGCGUACUCGAUUGCCAUUUGUAUCGUUCGCGCGAGAUACGGAGAGAAAAAGAAAAUCGUAAUUAUAGUCACGAAGCGUCAAGAAAAGGACAACGUAUAAGCGAUCUAGCUAAGGUUAGGAGAUUAUGCGAGCCUGUAUAUUUUACGAUAUGUAUAGCCGAUGCGUGGAUGAUUAAGGCAAGUGAGCAAGAACAAGAACGAGAGAAAUAGAAUGAACGAGAGAGAAAGAGACGGAGAGAGUGAAGUUAAAACAGAAGAAGAUAAUAUUUUAUCGUAGAGAAUUAUCGAAAUUAUUAUAUUUUAAUAACGGAGCUGCGAUUUAAAAGAAGUAAAAAAAAAAAAACAAAAUGUGUAGUGCGAAAGAUGCGAGACGCGAGAGAGCGAGUAAUCGUGCAACAACAAAAAAAAAAGAUAUAAAAGACGCGAAUAAAAAAAGGAAAAAAAUGAAAUACGAAUGAGAAGAAUUGUACGCACGAGUGAAGGUGACGUAAGAAUGAAAGAGAGAGAAAAAAGGAGAGAAAGAGAGAGAUAGAGAGGGAGGGAGAGAGAGAGAGAGAGAGAGAGAGAGAGAGAGAGAAAUUUAAAAAUAUAAUGGAGCGACUGUUUUUUCGAACCCAAAAGUCUGAGAAAAAGAAUUCAGGAUUAAAAACAAAACAAAAAAGAAAAAAAAAGAAAAAUGAAACAAAAGAGAGAUACAGUUGAACUUCAUUUAUAUUUUCCUACGCGAAACUUUUUGUAUGGCGAAUGACGCGUGUGUGCGUGUGCGUGUAUGGAAAAUCUCGGUUGACGUUUGUUUGUAA